This is a messenger RNA of Xiphophorus maculatus (southern platyfish), 3027 nucleotides long. Its product is annotated as myeloid-associated differentiation marker homolog. The record is from RefSeq and is a predicted model, not a curated record. NCBI's taxonomy places the organism in Eukaryota, Metazoa, Chordata, Actinopteri, Cyprinodontiformes, Poeciliidae. The coding region runs from base 94 to 936 and encodes 280 amino acids. Gene Ontology annotation, cellular component: membrane. The transcript is spliced from 2 exons.
AGCACAUGUUCUUUUGUGCCUGUCAAGGAAGAAGAACUGCUGUGAGCGUAAGAGCCGACAGAACAGCAGGCCUACGGCAGUAUCACAGUCAAGAUGGUUACGACGCUUACGGUACCUGUGGGUAUUUUGAGGAUAUGGGCAGUCAUUUUCACGUGCGUCACUUUCAGCUUGGUUGCAUCUCAGGGCCAUUUAUGGUCCUCAUUUUGGUUAUGGUGCAUGUUCUCUUGGUGCUUCUGCUUCUCUGUCACCCUCAUCAUUCUGGUCCUGGAAUUCACCAGCCUCAGCUCGAAGCUGCCCAUCUCCUGGGAUGAUUUUACCACCGCCUUUGCCAUGUUGGCCGCCCUAAUGGUGCUCACAGCGUCCAUUCUCUACUCCGUCUUCUACACUUGUAGUUAUUGUGUCAAAGAUAUUGCGGCCUGCGUUUUCUCCUUCCUGACCUUCAUCCUCUACACUGUCGAGGUUGGACUGACUCGGGCCAAGCCUGGUGAAAUCAGUGGGUUUCUCUCCACUGUGCCGGGCUUGCUCAAAGUUCUGGAGGCCGUUGUGGCCUGCAUCCUAUUCAUCUGUGUGGACACGGCAGGCCUGCACAAGAAUUUGCCAGGUCUCCAGUGGUGUAUUGCUGUCUACUUCAUUUGUUUCAUUUUUUCCCUCCUCGUCAUUAUUUUAACUAUUUGCCGCCUGCUGUCCCGCUUCCGUGCAACUAUUGGCAAAGUUCUGAUGGUCUGCAAUGUGCUGGCCGUGCUAAUGUACAUCACAGCUGCUGUCAUCUGGCCUUACUACACCUUUAAGGAUUACCCCAGACCAAGCUACUGCUCUUUGCACUGCUGGUGGAAUUAUUCUCUUGUUAUCACUUUCAUGACCUAUUUUAACCUGAUUGCUUAUAUUGUUGACAUGGUAUAUUCUUUCAAUUUGGCUUUUUUCAUCACUCCAACAUAAGCACAUAGUGGCUUUGAUCUGAAUGAGGAGAGUUUGUAUUUGUUGGAAUUUUGCUUUUGUCAAAAUUAAAAUUUUUAUUCAGCAUAAUCACAGUGUGCUAUAUUUCCAUUUUACCUGCCUACCUGCUGAUUUCCAUUGUAUUUAGAAAUUUAGAUUAUGUAUCAAGUUAACUACACUUUCAAAACUAUCUGUAACAUUCAGCUAAAACCAUGUUGUGCAGGCUUUCUGGGCUGCAGCUGGUGCAUGUUGGUUUAGACACAUAUUUCAAUCCUCUCGGAAUAAGUAAAGCUUUAACCAAUCCCGUUCCCAUAGCAGGACACCAGCCCAUAGUACAUUAUGUUUGCAAAGGUGUGUCAAAGUGCAAACAAACUAAAACACAUAGCAACUUUUGCUUUUGAAUUUACAUGUCCAACGUAAAUUUUUCUGAGUGGUAAAAUAAAAGACUGAUAGGGGAAACACUAAAAACACUGAGGAUACACUGGUUAUUGUUUUCAGAUAAUCAAAGGGGAUCUAUUAUGCAAAAUUCACUCUUUGCACAUUUUUGUACUUCCGUUUGGGUCUCUACAUCCAAACAUCCACCUGACUUCUUUAAAACAGGUCUGAAAGCAUAUUUGUUUACUCCAGAAUUCAAUCAAAGAAUCACAUGAACUGUUCGAUUGAUCCCAUUCUAAGCAUGCUUUGAAGCAUUGUUCUUUAAUAGCAUAAUGCUUUUUUAACAGUUUUAAAAAAUGUAUUGUAAAAUUUGCUAUACAAGAUUUUGUAAGUGCAUGAUGUAUUGAGGUCUCUUUUUAAGUAAAGCUUAAAGAUUUUACUUCAAAUUUGAAUUCCUGUAAGCACUUUGAGCUGCCUUGUGUGUUAAUGGUGCUAUAGAAAUAAACUUGCCUUGCCUGUUAAAGAUAGAUAUAAAAGAUGCAUCUUCUCUGUGUUUGUAGCGACCUAUAAUAUAUAAUAUUACAUUUUCUAGAUAAUGCAAUACUGUUUUUGACCCAAUAAUAUAGCCACUGAUAAUAAUGAAAAAAGGUUUUAAGCUACAUGGUGGUUAAAACUGAGCAAAAAUCACUACUGUUUUCAACAUACCUUGUAGCACUGUAUGAUCUACCAAACAAACACACUCUGUAUUUUUUUUAAAAUAAAGCAGUUCAUGCAUGAUUUUAUAAAUGUACUGUAGAUAUCUGAGAAAAUACCAACCUCCAACUAUCCAUCAUAUAUUCCAUCUUCUUCACUUUUUGUACUUCCACAAGACAAAUCGGCACCUGUAUUGUCUCCUUUCUCUCACCAUUUCUCUAGGUUAUAUACACAAUUACUAGUGUAUUGCCAUCUAGUGAAUUUGCUUCAUUUUUGCCCUCUUCACACCUAUUUCUGGUACCUUUUAGGGAAGUCUUGUUUGUCUAGAGUGCGCUGACUGCAUUCAUGUACAAUUACAGCUAAGGUCAUCAUAUAAAAUAUAAGGUGUAGGUAAACUGUUGUUAAAAUAAGGUUGUUGUGGAUACUUAUAAUGAAAUGACUGCAGCUAAAAAGUCACAAACUGAAGCUCUAAUCAGCACUAAGCUCGUAAAUGAUCUGUCCAUAAUGAAUGAUGUUUGCUAAGGUGUGUCAUGGUGCAGAGACACUAAAACGCAGAGCAGCUAUUGGUUUUGCGUUUGCUUUGUCAUUGUUAGUUUGUUUAUGAUGGGCACUAAAAUAUAUCCGUCAUUCAAAACUAGAAUGAGAAAGGAUUAGUUUUUAGCUUUGCUCUUACAGCUAAUUUAAUUCUGAAUUCUCUAUAUAUUUCUCAAGCACAUGUGCGGUCCACUUUUGUAGCCGGAAAGUCCAUAAAAGAGGGAGGGAGGUUGAAAAUGUGAAAAGUGAAAAUGGAUACAAGUGGCAAACUACAAAAAACCAUUUGCUGCAGAUCUCAAGUCUGCUAUAAUUCUGACUACUGGUAGUCUUACAUGGAGAUCAGUGUUGUGGCUAUAAUUGCCAUGUUCUCCAGCCUCUUUCACAUGCUCGACACAACCCUCUCUAUAAUUUUGUUUGCAAUAAUGUUUUAAAAAACAGUGCAGACCAAACAUUUGGACACACCUUCUAAUUCAAUGGGUUUUCUUUAUUUUC